Molecule: messenger RNA, 1260 nt
Organism: Ascochyta rabiei
Lineage: Eukaryota; Fungi; Ascomycota; Dothideomycetes; Pleosporales; Didymellaceae
Product: IMP-specific 5'-nucleotidase
Exons: 8
Coding region: 1-1260 (419 amino acids)
Biological process (GO): inosine salvage; nicotinamide riboside biosynthetic process; nucleotide metabolic process
Molecular function (GO): magnesium ion binding
Source: RefSeq, a predicted model, not a curated record
AUGACGACCAGAUACCGCGUCGAAUAUGCUCUCAAGACUCACAGGCGAGAUCAGUUGAUUGAAUGGAUCAAGGGUCUUCUCGCGGUGCCGUUUGUUCUGCACUCGCAGCCAACUGCCGUGUUUGAGGAGAAUGCUCAGACAGUCCAUCAGCAAGCCAGCGUUGCCCAGCGUCGAUACGCUGAGAUUAUGCGUGAUGUAGAGGACAUCAUCAAUGAUCACAUUGAACAUCAGAAGAUGGGAAAGCCAGAUCGUUCAAAGCUCAAGCUGCUGGUACCCACCGUGGCCAAUUUCUUCACACCCUUGGCACUCCACGAUGCCUUUAUAUGGCAAGAUCAACGCCGGUCAAUCAGCUACAGGCGUUUUGUGCCACCAUCCUUCAACGACGUGCGCCUGGUCCUAAACACAGCUCAAGUGAUGAGCCUUGUCCGCAGUGGGCCUAUUGAGCUUGUGACAUUCGAUGGAGAUGUCACACUCUACGACGACGGGAUGAACUUGCUGCCCGAGAAUCCCAUCAUUCCCAAGAUCUUGCAUCUUAUGCGCAGAGGGUCUAAGAUUGGGAUUGUCACGGCAGCAGGCUACACAGAAGCCAGUCGGUACUACGGACGGCUUUUCGGCUUGUUGCAUGCAAUUCAGGAGUCGGAUCUACCGCUGGAGUCGAAGCAGGGGUUCAUGAUCAUGGGCGGCGAGAGCAGCUUCUGCUUCAAGUUUGAUGAGAACAGCCCAGACCUGCUGAGGUUCGUGUCACGCGAAGAUUGGGUCCUGAAAGAGAUGCUGCUGUGGUCGGAUGCGGACGUUGCAGAGUUGCUUGACAUUGCCGAGUCUUCGUUGAGAGACACAGUGAAGAACAUGCGGAUGAACGCCGAGAUUGUCAGGAAAGAAAGAGCAGUAGGCAUCAUCCCGAAGAACGGCGAUCGAUUCUGCCGGGAGACGCUGGAAGAAACGGUGUUGAUUGUGCAGAAAGUGCUCGACAUAUCUGAGGUGGGACAACGACUGCCAUUCUGCGCUUUUAACGGUGGCAACGACGUGUUUGUGGAUAUUGGAGACAAGAGCUGGGGUGUGUUGGCGUGCCAGCGAAUCUUUGGGGCGAUUGAAGGAGGCAAGACGCUGCACGUUGGGGACCAGUUUCUGAGCGCCGGGGCGAACGACUUCAAGGCGCGACUGGCCUGCACGACGGCGUGGAUUGCAAACCCCACCGAGACUUGCCAGCUGCUGGACGAGAUUGCAGAGCUGGACGAGACGCACCAGCGCAAGACGAGAUAA